Messenger RNA from Meleagris gallopavo (turkey), 1336 nucleotides. The record is from RefSeq and is a predicted model, not a curated record. NCBI's taxonomy places the organism in Eukaryota, Metazoa, Chordata, Aves, Galliformes, Phasianidae.
GGGUCCUCCAAGGGGUGUUGAGUUCUCCAAUGGGUGUUAAGUCCUCCUCUGGGUGUUAUUGGGUCCUCCAAUGAGUGUUGAGUCCUCCAACAGGUGUUGUUGAGUCCUCCAAUGUCUGUUGAGUUCUCCAAUGGGUGUCGCUGAGUCCUCUGGUGUCCUUUGAGUCCUCCUACGGGUGUUGCUGAGUCCUCCGGUGUCCUUUGAGUCCUCCUACGGGUGUUGUUGAGUCCUCCGGUGUCCUUUGAGUCCUCCUACGGGUGUUGCUGAGUCCUCCAGUGUCCUUUGAGUCCUCCUAUGGGUGUUGCUGAGUCCUCCAGCACCAGUCGAGUCCUCCAACAACCAUCCCAGUCCUGCUGUCACCCCAGGUACCGCCGCCGUCGCCUUGGCAGGCCUUUUAGCAGCCCAGAAAUCAACGGGAAAGCCCUUAGCAGAACACAAAGUCUUGUUUCUCGGGGCCGGAGAGGCAGCGUUGGGCAUUGCAAACCUCAUCGUUAUGGCCAUGGUAGAGAACGGGGUUCCCAUCGACAAGGCGCGUCAGAGGAUUUGGAUGUACGACAAGCACGGCUUGGUCCUCCAGGGCAGAAAAGAGAAGGUGGAUUCCAACCAGGAACCGUUUGCACACCCAUCUCCAGGCUCCAUCCCACGGACCUUCGAGGAGGCUGUGACGUCACUGAGGCCCUCAGCUAUCAUUGGUGUAGCAGGCGCUGGAAGACUCUUCACUCCCUCAGUCCUCCACAAGAUGGCCGCCAUCAACGACCGUCCAAUCAUCUUCGCCCUCAGCAACCCCACAACCAAAGCUGAGUGUACAGCUGAAGAGGCCUACACCCUGACAGAGGUAAACCCCCGACAUUUUCGGGCUGUUUUUUGGGCUCCUUCAGUCCUCCAACAGCUCUGGAAGGACUUUGCAGGGUGUUGGAGGUCCUCCAGGAAGUCCUCCAGGUACACCAGGAGGACUUCAGGAGUGUUGGAGGUCCUCCAAGAGCUCUGGGAGGACCUUCAGGGUGCUAUCAGUCCUCCAGGAGGUCCUCCAGCUACCCCAAGAGGACUUUUGGGGUGUUGGAGGACCUUCAAGAAAACUUUUGGGGGUAUUUUAGGUUCUCCAAGAAACAUUUUGGGCCGAGAAACCCGGAUGUUCCCCUUCGGUUAUACGGAUACUGCGCAUGUGCACCGGGCAGAUAACAAAAUGGAGCAUGCGCAGUGCUCUCAAAACUGGGACAUCGUGGAACAGUACCCGGAUGUUGCGCAUGCGCUGUCAACCCCCAUACCACUGCGCACGCGCGAUGCCAGGACACAGACAAGGUUAGCUUCCCGGAUGUUGCGCAUGCGCUUUGAUUAA